Messenger RNA from Aureobasidium uvarum, 1023 nucleotides. Lineage: Eukaryota; Fungi; Ascomycota; Dothideomycetes; Dothideales; Saccotheciaceae. The record is from the annotation of a GenBank genome assembly.
AUGCCCAAGGCAGAAGUCGGCAGCACAAAAUGGCUCUCCAACAACAUGAAGUCCAAGGGCCUGCAGAGGUUGCGCUGGUACUGUCAGGUCUGCCAGCGUCAAAUGCGCGAUGAGAACGGUUUCAAGCAACACACUUUAUCCGAAGGACACGUGCGCGCAAUGCUGCUGGUCGGCGAGGAUCCCAAGAAAUACAUUGCCCAGUACUCGGAAACUUUCAAGAAGGACUUUUUGACCCUGCUCAGGACGUCGCAUGGAGAGAAAAAGGUCUACGCCAACCACUUUUACCAGGAAUACAUCCACGACAAGGAGCACAUCCACAUGAACUCUACGAAAUGGCCCAGCUUGACCGAAUUCGUCAAGUAUCUUGGACGAGAGGGCAUUUGCAGAGUCGAAGAGGGAGACAGAGGUUUGGAAAUCGCUUGGGUCGAUGACAGCCCCGAAGCACUAAGACGCAGAGAAAUGGUUCGCAAGAAGGAAGCUAUGGAGAAGGGCGACGAAGAGCGCGAGACACGCAUGCUCGAAGCCCAGAUCAAGCGUGCACAAGAAAAGAAGCGACAACAAGAGGAAGAGGAUCGUCUAAACCACAGCAACCAGGAUGAAGAGGCCAAACCCAAGAAGGCUCAGGAGGGCCCCUUGUCAUUCAGUUUGGGGUUGGGAUCUAGAUCGACGACUACAGACUCUACAGAACCAGCCGUCGAGAAGGUGCAAUCUUCAACUGAGAAACCUUCCGAGGCCAAAGCAGAGCCCAUUUUGGAGUUCAAGACUGGAGACGAGAAGCCGACUGAAGCUCCCACUGCACCAAAACUUUCUCUCGACCUUGGUUCCAAGCCCAAGAGAGUCAACGUCUUUGCAGCUGCAUCCAAAUCCAAGUCUAACCUUCUCAAGGAGAAGAAGCCUGCGCAGGUGGUCGAGGAGCCCAAGAGAAUGAGUGCGGCAGAGCGCAUCAUGAGGGAAGAGAUGGACAGGAAGCGCAUGCGGGAUGAACGCCAAUCUGGCGGAGGUAAGCGACCUCGUCUUGGUUGA